UUUCAAACAAAAGUCAAAAAUACAGAUGCACCUUUAGCCAAAUUUCAUCCAAUCAUUUGUGAAGGAUGGUCACAUGACUCUGGUUUGAUGACACAGCGGGUCAAGGAGGAACAUCUCUCCAACAACUGUGUCCUUUCAAACCAUGAAAAGUUCCCAGGCAGACGACCACAGACUGCUCUGGUCCAACAGACGGUCUGGACCGGGGGGGCACAGGGGGGUCACCGUGCCUUUGGACAACGGACCCCAGCGGACAUUUCUUACAGUGAUUGACAUGCACUCAUCUCUUUAUCAACAAGUGAACUUAUCUAAGAGUGCACGUGUCGUGUCAACAUGUCCGCCAAAACCAAGGCAGACCUUAAAGAGUUCUCUUCCUCCCAUCAGCACAGAACCCAAUGGAAAGGAACGUACCAGACUGAAAGGACUCGGAGCCCGGACACCGAGAGUGAGCCACGGGAACACAGAAACAACUUUAUGUCUGAUGGUUUCCAAAUACAGGAGAGUGGACCAAAUCUGUGACAAAACCAGUGUCCCUGACUCCAAGUCCAACUGCAGACUGACUGGAGAGACUGCUGAUGGUCGGUCAGUGGAAACAGGCCAUAGGAUCCGUGGGGCUGUAAGUCACGGCAGUAAACUGAUGACUGCCAAGGUUCAACAUGACACCAAUCACCACCGGGGACAACAGAGAGUUCCCUGCUCCAGUGACUCCGCUAUUGAAACUGAGUAUGAGAGCAGUGACGGCAGAGGAAGGAGAGAGAAGUCCAACAGCCCGGAUGAUGAAGAUGAUGAUGAUGAUGAUGAUGAUGAAGAGUUCUACACAGACCAGAGGAUUGAAGAAUGGGUCAAUAAGGUCAACUGUUGCCUCUUCACCACAGAAACACGUCAACGUGGUGGUUGGACGUCUGCAGGAGAACAGGAUGUAGCAACAAUAAAGAUGGUCUAUUCUGGACUUUGAUCACAGCUGCUUCACCCUGGAUCACCUCCUGGACCAGAGCCGUGACCCCCCCCUCCCUCCCCCCCCUUACCUGUGAACCCUAAUUAUUAUGAUUUUGGUUUUUUCUUGGAUCUUGGGUGUCAAGUUGAAUUGUUGAAGUUCUUGUUACGAAACAAAAACGUCUCUCAAAUCUACUCUUCUAAGACGCUAGUAUUUUGGCAGUUCACUCACUUUUGAAACGUUUUGCAGACAUCACGUUCACGAUGAGUGAAUAAUGAACAAUAAAGUUGAUCAGUAUUAAAACUUCA
Messenger RNA from Cynoglossus semilaevis (tongue sole), 1239 nucleotides. RefSeq lists its product as uncharacterized. Lineage: Eukaryota; Metazoa; Chordata; Actinopteri; Pleuronectiformes; Cynoglossidae. Bases 143 to 952 code for a protein of 269 amino acids. The transcript is spliced from 2 exons. The record is from RefSeq and is a predicted model, not a curated record.